This is a messenger RNA of Centruroides sculpturatus (bark scorpion), 2401 nucleotides long. RefSeq lists its product as uncharacterized. Lineage: Eukaryota; Metazoa; Arthropoda; Arachnida; Scorpiones; Buthidae. The record is from RefSeq and is a predicted model, not a curated record. The transcript has 3 exons. The coding region runs from base 595 to 2202 and encodes 535 amino acids.
CGGAUCAAAGCCACAAAUGCCCAUCCUCGAUUCUUUCGGUGGUAUUCCACCAUCCGGAAUCUUCCGCAUCUUCGUCUCAGUCGACGAUGAUUUUGCAAAUAAUUUAAAAAUAAUUGAACACGACGAGACGGAAAUCGUUUCUAAUUUAAUUAUUUUUGUCCGAAGAGGGAAUUUGGCGGAUAAAUCCUCAUCCGUCACGCAAGUUUUCCGAAGGUAUGGGCUGAGAGAACGGCGGUGGAUUAUGGCCAUCCUCGAGAGAAGAUUAUUUCUUCACGCGUAAACAACGAAAUUUUGCCAUACUUUUUUUUUUAAUUUAAAACUCAAUUAGAAUGUUUGUUUGUUUUUUUAUUGUGGAUUUUUUUUUUUGGAUCUUCUAAUCAUUCGGGGAAAGCCUAAUUUCUCGGAUUCGCUAAACGAAUAACGCGAAUUAACGCCGACCUACAUUCGGUCGUUUUCCCGCUCGACGGAGAAAGGGAAAAAUGGGACAUCAUCGUAGCCUAGUUUAAGAGUAAAAUGUCAACGCCUGGUGGAAGCCGCUGCCAAUUUCGUUAGUCGCCAAGUAACUGCUUUCCACUAAACUCUACGCUGGGCGCCAUGCGGUUCCUCUGCUUUCUUCUAGCGGCCGCUCUUCUGGUUACCACCCAUUCAGACUCGAGGGCUUCUUCUCGAUCCGCUAAAGACGAAAAGCAGUUGAAUUUGGCAAACACCCUUCAUCACGUUUUACGAGAGAAGUUGGAAGAAGUGCGCGAGAUAAUACUUCACGGCCAUUCGGGAACGGAUAUCCCGCCGCUGGACCCUUUCUUAAUCGAUUCUAUGUCCUUCGUGGUUCGAGAGUCCACGGGUUUUGUCAACGUAACCCUAGAAAAGACAGUGGUGACGGACUCGAGGGCUUCUUCUCGAUCCGCUAAAGACGAAAAGCAGUUGAAUUUGGCAAACACCCUUCAUCACGUUUUACGAGAGAAGUUGGAAGAAGUGCGCGAGAUAAUACUUCACGGCCAUUCGGGAACGGAUAUCCCGCCGCUGGACCCUUUCUUAAUCGAUUCUAUGUCCUUCGUGGUUCGAGAGUCCACGGGUUUUGUCAACGUAACCCUAGAAAAGACGGUGGUGACGGGUCUGGGCGACUUCAGGAUCAAAGACGUGGCCAGCAACUUCGACAGCAUGAGGACCAGCGUGUCCAUGAACUGCCCGGAGAUAAAAAUACUUUCCAGUUACAGAAUAAAAGGUUAUCUCCAUCCUCCCCUCUCCCAGUCCAUCGGCGACGUGGGAAGGUUCGAAGCGGUCCUGAAAAACUUCGACACCAGUUGGUCGGCUAAAGUCAAAUUUGGGAAGAGGGAAGACGACAUUGUCCUGGUUCAGACGUCGCUUACCAGUUUUUACGAUCGCGCCGUCAAGAAAUUCCGAAAUUUGGCCAAGAAACCCCUGCUGACCAAAGCGGAGGAUCUGUUAGGGGAAGUGGGCGAUUCCAUAAUCGAAAGGAUACAAAAUUACAUCGAAGAUAACCUCUACAGAUCCGUGCAGCAAAUUAUAAACAAAGGAGCUAGCACCUCGUUCGGAGAGCUGAUCGACGAAGUUCAGACGCAAAGUUCCGGUAGGGUCAAGAGGCAGGUGCCCUGCGAAAACGGCCAAGACCUGGACGAAUACGUGGAUACCCUGCUGAGAUUCGGCAGGAGGUUGAUCAGAUUGAUGGAGCCCUUCCGUUUCCCCAACACGUCGGUCAAAGUGGAAGACUUUCAGAUCUUGAUCUUCCUGUACAAUGGCGGAGUGAGGGGCAUAUCCACGGUGGAACGUCGAAAAUCCGCCUACGUUAUGUGCAAAAACGAAUCUAUAACGCUGGGCAUCGUGCUGGGAUUCGAGCAAUUAAAAGUGCAAGCCCGUUACAGGGUGAUGAAGGACUACAGGACGCUUCUGUUCAACGGUGACGCCGACAUUCGGGUGACGGGCACCGAGGCCCUGGUACAGAUAACGCAGAUGAUGAACGGCGUGGCCCGGCAAAAUUUGGACAAACUCAAGAUCAGGCGAUUGGGCGAAAUCCGAGUGCUUCUCAGAGGGUUGGGUAAUUUAACUUCCGCACUAUCCAUGCUUUUAACGCAACAAUUAAACGAAGAUCCCCAGUCAAUUAUCAACGUGGCCGAAGCUCAGGUGGCUUCCAUGAUAAGGCAACAAUUGACCAACGUCACCAUACCAAUUUUCUCCAUUGUUUAAAGUAUUCUUCCGGUAAGGAUCGAAAAUCUCGCGUUUUAAGGCAUUAUACAACGAAUAAAUGUGUAUAAAUAUAUCUUUCGUAAUAUCGAAUAAAAAUUAUAUAUAAAUAUAUUUUAAUUUCGUACGAACGAGAUGGUUUCGUCGGUAAUUUAUUAUAAAGAAAUCGAAGAGAAAUCUACGGAAACCUCGAUUUAACAAU